AUGGGUGAACUUAGUUCUCCUGUGAAUCAGACCUUGUAUAGAGGUAUCAUAGGGUCACUCCUGUAUCUCACAGCAAGCAGACCAGAUAUUGUCUUCAGUGUGGGACUUUGUGCCAGGUUUCAAUCUAAUCCAAAGGAAUCUCAUCUGAAGGCUGCCAAGAAAAUCCUGAGAUAUCUCAAAGGAACACAAGACAUGGUUCUCUACUACCCCUCUGGAGAUAACUUUGACUUAGUUGGGUAUGUUGAUUCUGAUUAUGCAUUGUAUUUGGUGGACAGGAAAAGCACAUCUGGAACGGCACAUUUUCUGGGUUCAUGUCUAAUUUCAUGGGGUACAAGAAAACAAAACUCAGUGGCCCUCUCCACUACAGAAGUAGAAUAUGUGGAAGAUACAUCUCGUUGUGCUCAACUACUAUGGAUUAAGCAGCAGCUGGAAGACUUUGGAGUGUUCUCUGAUUGUGUGCCCUUGCUGUGUGACAAUACCAGUAAACACGCAUGA
Molecule: messenger RNA, 495 nt
Organism: Nicotiana tabacum (common tobacco)
Lineage: Eukaryota; Viridiplantae; Streptophyta; Magnoliopsida; Solanales; Solanaceae
Source: RefSeq, a predicted model, not a curated record